CAGAGCCACCUGCCAACAUGUCCGACAAACCAGACAUGGCUGAGAUCGAGAAAUUUGACAAGUCCAAAUUGAAGAAGACAGAGACGCAAGAGAAAAACCCGCUGCCUUCAAAAGAAACAAUUGAACAGGAGAAGCAAGCGGGUGAAUCGUAAUGAAAUCUGCCCUUCCAAAUUAUGCACUGUACAUUCCACAAGCAUUGCCUUCUUAUUUUACUUCUUUUAGCUGUUUAACUUUGUAAGAUGCAAAGAGGUUGGAUAAAGUUUAAAAUGACUGUACUGCCCCUUUCACAUCAAAAGAAUAGAGAGAACUACUGACACUGAAUGAAGGCGCUGCCUUUCCCUCUGCCUGUCUGGCUUUGGUCCUGGUGGCAUGAAAGAGCUUGCAUGUUGAUGAAAGAAGAACUUGGGUGGGACUACAGUAAACUAGAGUAACACACGAAUAAAUGCAAAGCUGUACCAAGGUCCUGCGAGCUGUAAAAUGCAGUUAAUCGAGUGCCAUUUUUUUUUUUUGUUCAAAUGAUUUUAAUUAUUGGAAUGCACAAUUUUUUUAAUAUGCAAAUAAAAUGUUUUAAAACCUG
Mesitornis unicolor (brown roatelo) is the source of this 577-nucleotide messenger RNA. It is a transcript of the gene TMSB4X, whose product is annotated as thymosin beta 4, X-linked. NCBI's taxonomy places the organism in Eukaryota, Metazoa, Chordata, Aves, Mesitornithiformes, Mesitornithidae. Bases 18 to 152 code for a protein of 44 amino acids. The transcript is spliced from 2 exons. The record is from RefSeq and is a predicted model, not a curated record. Gene Ontology annotation, biological process: actin filament organization; regulation of cell migration. Gene Ontology annotation, molecular function: actin monomer binding. Gene Ontology annotation, cellular component: cytoplasm.